Didymodactylos carnosus is the source of this 1256-nucleotide messenger RNA. Lineage: Eukaryota; Metazoa; Rotifera; Eurotatoria; Philodinida; Philodinidae. The record is from the annotation of a GenBank genome assembly.
UGAAUUAGUAAAUAGAAUUCGUAAAUUCGCAUUUUAUCGUAUUUUUGCCAAUGUACGAAUUCUCGGGGACCAAAAUGAUCAUUUCACGAAUUCGUCGAUGGUCGACCAAUUCGAUUUACGAAUUCGUCGAUGGUCGACCAAUUCGAUUUACGAAUUCGUAGGUACCGGAAAUUUGUUUCUUACGAAUUCGUCCUACUUUACGAAUUGGCAAAAGGAAGAAAAGACGCAAUUUUUUGGUUCGGUUUUGAUCAUUUUUGUUAGUUCGCAUCAGUUCGCACUGAAUUACGAAUUCGCUGCGAAUUCGCAAAACAAUGGUAAAAUGCGAAUUGUUGCAUCAUUUUUACGCCCAAAAAUUGCGAUUCGUCAAUUCGUCUUUAGACAUUUUGUCCACACUAAUGGAAUAAUUGAUGCAUUUAUACAUAUUCAUUUUGUAGAUUUCCGUGUGAAAACGGUCGGAUUAGAUCGCCAACUAGUAUAUGGCCAGAGGGAGUUUAUGAACCUGUACUACCAUCUUGUCAGUAACUUUUUUUAAUGAAACAAAAAUUAACUAUUUUUAUUGCUAGUUUGUUUUCUUUUCUUUAUUAGAUGCUGUUCAACCAUUAAUCAAUUUGCUACAGACUUACUCACAUGGUUAUGCACCUUGCCAAUUGACAAAUCUAUAUAAACCAAACUUAUGUUUAGAUGCUGAAGUGUUGGUGGAUUGUGGUUGUUCUGUUGAUCUUAUUCUACCUUCAAACGAAAUAGAAAAACUGCAAUUACAAAAAGAAACCGGUGGAAUCUCUGCGAGAGGAUUCGAUAAUCGUAUAACAAUAUUGCCAAAAUAUCAAGAUGUCAAAAUUACAGUUAAUCUUAAACAUCCAAUAACGGGACAUAUUACAACAAAAACUGCAAUUAUCUCAGUUUUUGAACGUUUAUCUGUAUGCACAUCGGAAAUUGGAAUACAAUGUUCAAGAAAUGUGUUAUCAGAUGAAGCACAAAUAUCAAAAACAACAUCACAUUUAUUUUCACCACAUCGAAGUUCAGAAAUGACAACGUCUACAAUGUCAAUAGAUGAUGAUGCAGAAUCUAAUGUAGCAAUUUUGAAACUGAGUCCAUUAAAACAUCCGCUUAAAGAUGGCGAUCAAUACGGCAUUUUAGGUUAUCCUGCUAUGACAAAAUUAAAUAUAGGAAUAUAUUUUGGAGGAAAUUAUAUUUUUGGUGUUGAACGACUAUUCGAACAUAUAUCACCAAUAUUGGCAUCAAAAACACAAGUGUAA